AUGAGGCUGGCCGAUCGGUCGAUGGCUCGGCGGAGGGGGGGGAGAUCGGCGCGCGGGCGGGCGCCACCGGGCGCCGGAGAGAGCGACCCGCAUGCGGCGGCGUCCUCGGCAGGCGGUGAUGGGGAUGGUACGCCGGUCGUUCACGAAGGCGUGCACAGUGGAAAGCGUCGGGAGCUUUUGAAGCGGAGGAUGGAAGGCAGAAUCACUGGGCGCAUGAAGAAGAUGAAGAGGAGGCACAUUUGCCGGCGGUUGUGCGUCAGCAAGACUUGCCGCCGUUACAGGGAUCGCAAGAAUAGGGAGUGGGUCCAGCUCAUGCGGCAUGCUGUGGAGCUGGAGAGGCGCCUUGCUGGAUGGCAGGACCUCGAGCGGGACAACCAAUUUUUGAGGGGCGCUGUCCGGCAGCUGGAGGCGGUCCUCAGGGACCAGCAGUGCGUCAUACAGGAGCUCCAGAAGCUGCGCGAAGUAGGGUCACCUGCUGAGAGCCGAUUUGGAGUGCUCCCACGGCGUCUGCGCCUGGAGAGGCGAUGCUCCGGGACGUCAGCAUCCCCUACGGAGACCCCCACAUGCCGGCGGCAGCCUGAAACCAUGCAAGCCGCCCAGCACCGAACGGGCCUGAUGCAUCGGCAGCUGGAGGAGCAAACGCAAGCCCUCAGAAACUUUCUAGCAGCCAAGUCCAUUCGCGAGGGCGCUCACGAGGCAGGAGCGGAGGACGUGCAGGCCCUGACCGACAUGCUGGCCGCCAUCGUGGAGAGCUCCGUGGCCCUGGCCAGGUCGCGGGUGCCCAAGCCUUGCGACCUGGCAUGCCACCGCGGGCGGCACCCCGGGGCGGGGCCGGGCCGCAGCGAUGUGGAGAAGUGCGUGCGGUGCCUGAGGAGGCUCAAGCUGUCGCCGUCGCAGAAGGCGGCGGUGGUGAACCUGCGCCGGGAGCAGGAGGCACAGCUGGGAAGGGUGUACGAGGCCAGGGCCAUGCUGAACGACCAGGCGAGGGCCAUGCUGCGCGACUGGGGUCCAACCUCCGCGGAGGUGAGGGCCGUGUGGCUGGAGAUCAAGCAGAACGUGCGCCGGGAGCACCAGGUCGUGGUCGACGGCCUACGGGAGCUCCUCAUGAGCAUCCUGGAGCCGCUCCAGGCCGCUCUGCUCGUCGCGGAGGCCCGCCCCCCCGACUGCGACGUCAUGUGCCUGGGCGCCGCCCUGGCUGCAGCCGCCGUUGGGGGCCAAUGCUGCCGGCCCCAUGGUCAGAGGCACACACCCGGGAACCAACAAAGCACCGGGGCGGAAGCCGAGGAGUCAGCGGUCUGA
Ostreobium quekettii is the source of this 1299-nucleotide messenger RNA. NCBI's taxonomy places the organism in Eukaryota, Viridiplantae, Chlorophyta, Ulvophyceae, Bryopsidales, Ostreobiaceae. The record is from the annotation of a GenBank genome assembly.